Messenger RNA from [Torrubiella] hemipterigena, 924 nucleotides. NCBI's taxonomy places the organism in Eukaryota, Fungi, Ascomycota, Sordariomycetes, Hypocreales, Clavicipitaceae. The record is from the annotation of a GenBank genome assembly.
CGCGUAGAUGCCAUACGUGCUGCGUAUUGCGUCGUGUUGUUUCUUCAAUGGGAAGGCGACGAGGCACAAAGUAAUCGAGCCCGCAUAGUGAGGUAUCCCAAGGUGAUUGCUUCCGCAAGAAGCAUACUGGCGUUGGGCCCGAUUCAGCAUGACCUGCUGUCUGUAUACCUUGAAGACAGGCAGCCAUAUAUGAGCUGGAAGCGUUUCACCUUGAAAGAAGAAUGUAUCCGUGCCCUGCUUUACGUCUUUCUUCUCGAUUGCGCUUUCAAAAUGUUCAACAACUUCUCGCCUCGCAUGCUAUCCGACGAGCUCAACAUGGGUCUUACCUGCCCCGAGAUUUGCUUUCAAGUGGCUGACGUCGACGAAUGGCGGAAACAUAUGGAAGUAUGGGCGGCAAGCGAAACUGGCAAAGCCCAACCUUUAGUUCGGGAUGUUCUUCAAUUCGUGGUCAAAGCCGAUUUAAGUUUGUCAGAGUGGACAAUAUUAUGUGAGAUGGGCCCGUUGAACUUUUUUACGCUGGCAAAUGCAUUUCAAAACAUGAUUUUUCACUGCCACAACCCCCAGUCGGCAGUUUUAAAGAUGCAACAGCAUCCAUACCUACAAAAUCCAUCCACGAUUGUGCACUCAGAUAAAUCAGAGGUCCUCCAAGGUCUGCGAAACUGGAAGCGGGCAUGGAUGUGCCGUCAGACAGUCCUUGGGGAUUAUGACAUAUACCAAGUCGGUGCAGGGAACUCGUGGCAGCGAGUUGGCUUUUUUAGGCAUGGGUUCGAAUUCUGGCGUUUGGCUCUUAUUGUGUACAGGAAUCUCGAAGCAACGGGUUGGCUCAAGUGGGAAACGAGCUUUGUGGACAAGUCCGAUAUGAAGGACGUACAUGAGCUGAUUACAAAGUUUCAAAAUGUAAAUAUAGGUGAAUACGAGCUGUAA